AUGAGUGUGGAGGAUAUAGAUAAGCGUAGACAAGAAAGGACUCGUCUUAAAAGGAAAAGCACGCUAGGAGGAGCUUCUUAUGGAACUGAUUGCGAUGUCGUGGCUAUGUUCCCACAUAACAAGCCUACUUCCUCGAAGGAUAUAAAGUUCGAGAAGCAUAUACCUUUGGAAGGGAAAAACAAGACUCCUAUGUACACUGUUAAGUUGGAGCAAAAUGUUAAAAACGUCGUAGUCCUAGGUAAAGAAGUAGAUUCAAUCGAGGAAGGUUACAACUACUGUUUCGCCAAAAAACAUAAAAACACCGGGGAGAUCACUUAUCGUCCCGCUUUACUUUACUCUUUUGAGACAAAGUAUGCUCCCGACCCAGAUUAUAUAUUAGGAAACAGAAAGCCUCCUCCCGUAGAUUUCACUGCGAACUAUACACUCGAUAGAGAUCAGAGCUAUGCCAAGAGAGCGUUAUUAACAAAUGAUUUCGGUUCAUCCAAGAAGAUUAAGAUGCACGAAGCUGCCCUGAAGCGGUCUAUCAAUGACGCCACUCUUGAAGCUAUGCUUAAAACAGCUUUUGCUUCUAGCUCUGUAUUAACGACAAAGGAAGACAUCAAGCUGGAACAAAUCUCACUCAUCAACAAAGCUCAAUCUUCCAUCUUGCCUGUUGCCGUACAAACAGAUAAUGUCAAAGCUAUCUAUCCAAUCUCCCUAUUUUUAUCUGACGCGGAAUUGGAAGCUUUCUCUGAAACAGCGAGAGACUACUUCCAGACUAAACGUUCAGAACUUGUUGCAGCAGGUUUCCCUGACAUGAUCGCCAAGUUCAUGCCGGUAAGCAUUCAAUCUAAAGGCUCAGAAGCUGUCGCUUUCCUAUUAUUAGGAUGUAUGACCCAUAUUAUCAUAACCUUGGGAAAGGGUAAAGUUAUGUUGAAGAAAACUGUCGAGGAAUUGCCAUUCCCUGAAGGAAUUGUGCAGAAAGUAAUGGUGGAUUUCUUGAGUACUGAGUUCGACAGAGGAGCUAACAAUAAAGCGCCAAUGCGAUUGCAAGUGUCUUCUGAACAGAAAGAGAAACUAGUUGCUCAUGUCUUAGCAUUAGCUCUAACUCUGAGUCCCAACCACACUCUUCCACUUAAUAUAUGGCAACAAACAAUAAAAUUGGCUCCUUCUUUCAUCGAAAAAGUUCUCGUGGGCUUAGGAUGUGAGAUCAUUCAGUGCUCAGUCGACGAAGCUGUGAAAACGGGAUCUAUGAGAGCUGCAAAACUUACUAAACCCCCGGGCGAAACUAGUGGACGAGGUCCCGAAGAUUCGUCAGGGGUAGAGUCCCCUGAGAUGAGUGAAUCCAACUAUUCCGAACGCAACUUCUUGCCAUUUAAAAUUCAAAACAUCCGCCUUAAGCGUCUUCAGGAACUGAGAAAUAAUCGGCGAACAUCUUUGUUGCAUUCUCAAGCUAUUGAAUUUGAAAAUCUCACAAAUGGCUUUCCUGAAGUGUAUUUCGAUUGGUAUAAUGAAUGUGUCAAGAAUAUGUUGAAGGAUCCCGUGUACUUUUAUCAAUGCAUGGUUAACAGUUUCAAACAUUAUCAUCAGAAGCAUUUUUCCAAUACAAACCAUGAGGGUGACUUCGUUGCUUUAUUAAAAAACAAGCUGUUGUAUUCAAGCAAAGAAUUAACUAUAAAAUAUACCGAUGUUACCCAAUCUGCCAUAUUUGAAGUGAAAACUCAGAUCCUUCUCCAAUUCCAUGUAUUGUGGUUGACUAGUACUGGUACUGUCGAUGAGGUUGUGAAAAAUUUGCGUUGUUUGUAUAUUUGGACUGAUCCUACCACUAUGAAAUCUUUCCUCGAGGAAACUGUUUGUGACUUAUUCGCCCAUGUUAUUCCCAAAGUUAUUUGCCAAGUUUUUGAAGAGUUGUGCGUAGCUCUGCCCGUUGAUCUAGAGGAGCAUAAUCUUGUCGAUGAGACUGAUGAACCUCUGCCUUGGAUAACGGAAAAUAAUAAUUCUAGUCAAUUAAAAGAAUUACACAAAAUAAUAGAGGAGACAGCGUUAGAUUUGGAAAGUUCGAAAGAAGAUAGGAAGAAAAAGAAGGAAACCUUGAAGAACGCUAAGUUAUCAGAGCCCAAAAUAGUUUCUCCUUCCAAGCCCCUUUCACAACUUCGAAAAGUUCCGAAAAUUGUUCCGGAAACCCCUGAAGAAAAACUAAUGAUACAUAAAGAUAAUCCUGAAAAUGCAGAGGUCGUCAAACAAACACCCAUGGCUAAGCUCAGAGGAAUUAAUAAGAAAGGAUCGAAGCGGUUAAGUGAAUUAGUUAAACUGAGUGAAGAGAGAACAAGGCCUAAGAGAGCUGCCGCAAUUGUUGCUGCAAAAGCUGUUCUGAAUAGCUCUGUCGCUCCGAACUCGAAUAAGGAGCUGUUGCUCGGUCUGAACACGCCAUCGCCAAGGCCAAACCGAUCAGCUAGAUUGAACUUGAUCGACAGAUUUGCAGCUACUCCAGAAACUCGUAGAUCUACCAGAAAACUCAAUCCUGGAAGAAAGAGCAGCGAAGAGGAUCUCAGUUCUGGCAACAGUGCUAAGCGAGCGAGAACUGAUGGUUAUGAUUCAAGUAGUUCUAAGAGCGCCAGCAAAUCUGACGCUUUAGGAGAACAGAUUGGUUUCACUUCGGAACAGUUGAAAAGAUAUAAGCAAAGAAUGAUGGAAAUCUCCAGAAACAAAGUUUUUGAACCUGUAGACAGCGAGAACAGAGAGAGAACUAGUCUCUUUGAAGAGCAUGAACUAGAGCAAUCUAGGAUGGAUGAGAAGAAUGUUCAGAAAAAUCGAACAGGUAGAUUGGUUCGCGCUCAGUGUAGUAGUACAGUUCAUAUAGCUCAUAUUCUUUUGAAUGUUCACAACCCUUCCCCUUUGGAGCCUUUCAAAACUGGUAAAGUGGCUGGUGCUAAUACAACGAAAAUUCAAAAACUGGUGCGAAUUGCUAAGAAAAAGGAUAAAAUUAAGUUGAAUCGUUUACGAAAUCGAAAUCGCAAUCAGCGAUCAUCGCCCCAUGACAGUCAAACUUCCGAUUCGUUAGAAUUUUAA
Molecule: messenger RNA, 3048 nt
Organism: Auanema sp. JU1783
Lineage: Eukaryota; Metazoa; Nematoda; Chromadorea; Rhabditida; Rhabditidae
Source: the annotation of a GenBank genome assembly